Amblyraja radiata (thorny skate) is the source of this 3001-nucleotide messenger RNA. It is a transcript of the gene gpr180, whose product is annotated as G protein-coupled receptor 180. Lineage: Eukaryota; Metazoa; Chordata; Chondrichthyes; Rajiformes; Rajidae. Bases 131 to 1201 code for a protein of 356 amino acids. The record is from RefSeq and is a predicted model, not a curated record. Gene Ontology annotation, biological process: response to pheromone; G protein-coupled receptor signaling pathway. The transcript is spliced from 8 exons.
CGACACCGUUGACACGUUGGAGAGUCCGCCUCCGCCUCCGCCGCGAGGGUGGGUGGCGUCGCUAUACAGCUGUGACAGGAGCUGUGACAGGAGGUGGCAGAGUUAAGGCUUUUAAUAAGCAACCGAAGCAAUGAAGCUUCUAAUCCUGUCCACUUUUGCAGCGGUGCUGGUGUUGAUGUGUGAUGGGAAAACGGUGACUGGAUUUUUCAGCAGCGAUAUGGCGAGACAGAGUGGAGCACAGCAAGUUGCUAAGUUUCUGUUUCAUGUUUCAUUGGAUGAUGUGGAAAACAAUCAAACCCUUGCUCCGUUUACACACCCUGAGGCUUAUUACAUUGUGUAUGCUGAUAAAUACACAUGCUUAGAAAAUGAAGAUAAAAGAGAUAAUGACAGCUUUGGUGCAGAGACCAUUAAGUUUAAACUUGUGUUACUGAACCCAGACGCAGCUAACAAUCCACUAGAUCACUUCAGUGCAGAAGAGUCUGUUCCUACAAAAAUGCAUGUGAUUAAAAUGAAAAAUCACUGUUUUUCCCUUAAAACAGCUACACAUCAUCUACUUUUUUUCAGAUACUCAGUGGAUGGAAUUGGAGUUCCUUUACUGGGAGGUUUGGCUGAAUUAUGUGAUAUGAUCUCGCAAAAUCAGAUGCUGUACAUGCUUCUGAGUCUAUGUAUGGGAUGGAGUCUUGCUAGAAUGGGAAGAACCCAAAGUAGGCUUCUGGAGUGGGACUCAACCCCUAUAUCAACUGCAAUAGCGAUUGUAGCCGUUAUUACUCAGGGUAUUUUAUUGCUUUGGGAACAGUUUGAAGAUAUUGAUCAUCAUAGCUACCAUGCAUUUAAUAGUAUGGCAAGUCUGCUACUCAUGGUUUUACGGGUGUGUCUGGUCUUGCUCCUAACCUCCAGUCUUUACCAGAUCAUUACCAUGGAAAGAAGUGUGCUCAAGAGAAAUUUCUACAUCAGAUUUGCUAAAGGCUGCAUUCUUUGGUUGCUCUGUCAUCCAGUCUUUGUAGCUGCAACAUUAGUUUUUGCAGAAUACCAACGAGAGAAGAUUAUUGUUAUUGCUGUCACUUUCUGUCAGUCUGUCGCCAUGGCCAUCUUGUAUAGACUCUUCCUUUCUCGAAGUCUUUACUGGGAGGUUUCAUCGCUUUCUUCAGUUAUACUACCUCUCACUAUGUCGUCUGGACACAGAUGUCACUACCAAUCCUAGCGUUCCAAGCAUAGCUAAAGAAAGAUUAUCUAUUUAUAAUAUGUAGCAAAACUAUUGUGUUAAGUAACAUUUUAUUGCAAGUUGAUAUAUGCCAAAACAAUCCAGUCUAAGUCAUUUAUAAAUACUAAUUUAUGUCAAAUGCUCUUGAAUCAAUGAAUUCAGAAUAUUGGAACAAAUUCUUAAAGAGCAAACUGCCAUUUAUGUGAUAAAUAGAAUCAUCCAUGUGCUUUGGGGGAAAAAGUGAUUUAAUUGGGUAUGUUUACAUCAUAGUUCAUUUCUGUAAAAUAAUUGGUGAAACACAAAACAUAUAAACUUAAUGUAUGAAUAUUAUUGAUUUAUUUACAUUAUGUAUUUUUGUAAUAUUUACAAUGUAAUUUUAUGUAUUUAACAUGUUAUAUUGUCAAAGCUACGUAUUUAUACCGGAAAUUGUACCAUCUCAUUCCAUAGGAAAACUAAAACACAAAUACACAAAUAAACUAAAUAUUAUCAAAAUCUGUUGUUGAGAUUCAUGGUCCAUAAGUCCUAGAAAAAUGUAAUUUAAAAAAAAAGUUUUAUUCCCUCACCCAAAGUCACUGCUCAAAACCACCACCACUGCAUCAGCAAAAGGACAGUUUAUUCUUUCAAUGGUGCUGUGUGGUCACAUGCUCAUAGGGUGGGGAGUAUUUUCAUAUUUCUGUAAUAUAAAUUAUUUUGUGUUGAAGUCCUCAGUCUUGUGGCCUUGUUGGCAAACGAUCUAAUUUCUCAGUUAUACUAGUGGGUUAUUCAGAAUCAUAACCGACAGGGUAUUUUAAAGGGGAAAAUUAACCAGAAUAAGCUUAAAUUUAAGAUAAACAUUAUUUUUAAUUCUAACAAUAAAAUCGAUCAUUGAUAAUUGAAGUAAAAGAUGAAUUUCCAUAUUAAAACAUGUCAGUGUGUCAUUAAUAUCAGCAGGGUCCCCAGAGUGAAAAAUCAUAAAACACUACCAGCACAGAUUUUCACGGUGUGGCUGAAGGCUCAUAAUCAUGGAUGUAGAUUUGCACAUUGGCACCUGAUGUGUGAACAUGGGCACAGGUUCAAUUUUCACCUUGGGUACACUGAACAUUGAUAUCAUUGUGAUGUUUAAAUAAUUGUGCAGAUUAGACACAGUUGAGAUUUCUAAUUUGGCUGCUUGCUCAGGAUGGAUGAUGAUCCCCAACACUUAGAUGAUCUAUUUUCUAACUGACUAUUUCUUUAAAAAAUUAGUUUGUAAUUAAAAUUUCAUAUCAUGACGCAGACAAAAUCUUCACUCUCUCAAUUGACAUUUUAAGCCAUUCUUUUCUUGCAGUGCAAUGUUUAUGUAUUGUUCCAGGCCUACAUUCUUUAAUAUGCAUGGUCAAUUAAAAGUGGGUUGGGUGUGGAAUUAAAUCCACAACCAGUCAAUAAAGUGUUUACAUGAAGGCACACGUGCAUCUUAUUCUUGUGUUAAAUCACAGAUUGUUCCUUUAUGGGGAAAAAAGGAUGCAUUUGCUGUGUUUCGCACAAGGAAAUGAAGUAUGACACAACUGUACUGUAAUAAUGAUUUUUUAGCAUGCACAGCUUUAUUAUAAAAGUACUUUCCUUUUGCAAAGAACCAUUUCUUUCAACCACUUUUAUCAUAAAGUUGAGGUUGCAUUUUGUGUUACCAUUCAAUUUGCCCUGAUUUGCAAUUCAGGGCAGGUUCUACAUUGUCUUAUUCUUCAUAUUUAAGAAAUCUGUUAAUUAAAUAUGUGUACAUUUCAAUUGUAAUUCCAGUCAUUGUUAAUAUUUAAGAAGAUGAAUAAAGGCUUGUGCAUCAGUUAUCUG